AUGGCCUGGUGGGCGCCGAAGGUGAGGCGAGAGGGGCUGGCGCGAGGCCGAGGCUGCUUCUCUCCCCUCAGGCCGCCCCGCCCGGCGCCCCUCCCUCUCGCGUGACCUUGCGUGACCUUGCCGGGGGGGGGGGCCUCUCCGCGCCUCCCCUGGAAGGCUCUGCUCCCCGCUCCGCCCACUGGGCCUGCUGGCCGGGAGGGCGCGGGCGGAGGAGGCUGCCCGGCCCGGGGCGCCGGCGCUGGUCUUUGCUUGACCCGGCAGCUUCCCACCCCGAAUUGCCCACAAAGGACAUUUGUUUAUUGCUAUUAAUUAGUCAUUGGUUAGUGUUGGGUGCUAAUAACCACAUGUCAUUGCAUUUUGUUCAUGGCAGUUGAAUCACGACAGGAAAGUGAAGGAAGGAAAGGGCAAGUAACUGAGGAAGGGGACGAAGGAGGACGCGCUCUUGAAGCAGAAGAGAGGCCAUGGGGGCUUCUCCUCGGGGCAUCUGUUCGGUUACUGCGAGCUGGCCCAGUGGUGAAGGGUUGGACUCUGACCCUGGAGGGACCAGAGUUCAAAUCCUUAGCCAUGAAACUCACUGGGUGACCUUGGGCCUGCCCCUUGUCUCUUGGCCCAGCCUCCCUCACAGGGUUGUGAAGAUAAAAUUUGGAAGGGAGAACCAUGUACUGCACCUUGAGCUCCUUGGAAGGAAAGGUGACAUAUAAAUGUGAUAAAUAUGUAAACAGGAUUCUGGGCUAGUUUCUGUUUCACACAGUGCCCAACCAGGUACCUCUGGGAUGCUCAGAAGCAGGGUUGGAAGGCAACUCAGUGGUGUUAUUGUACUAUUUUGUUAGUGUGGGAAGAGAGUCACGGAUAAAACUGAGUAAAUUUCUUUCACCUCUCAUUCACAUGUGGAUAAAUGACUGGAAAGGGGAGGGAUGGCAGUCAUCUUUCUUGGUAUAUUUUGGUUUUUUAAGUGACUGAUAGUAUUUUUUUCCUCAAAUCUAAGCUUCAACCCGUUUUCAUCCCAUCCUUUAUUGGAGGUAUUAUUCCAUUGGAUUUCCUCACACACUUAGUUGGCUUGCUUUCUUCUAAUUAAAAUGCCUUUGUUACUCUUUCCCAAGGGCUUGAAGUGUGUUAGCAAUAGUAUUCAAAUUUUAAAAUAAUUGCAGCAACUCUGUGAAAGAGUGAGUUGGGUAGACUGGCAAUGCACUUUAAAGUGUUUGGUUACUUUGUGGAGUGUUCCCUGUCAAGCUCAGAAGCACUUUUGUGAAGGGGAUAUUCUGUUUAUUGUCAUGGCUUUGCAUCCUUUAUCAGCAGAAGAUUGCUUUUGCUGAAUAUGUCAAAGGAGCUGUGUUACUAAAGAGCAAUGUGAUAGUUCCAGAUGCUUCAUCACCCCUGUUUUCUCUGUAUGAUGCUCACUAUCAUGCAAAGAGAAGAAAAGUCCAAAGUGCUGGUGCAAAAAUGCCCAUGAGAGAUGGUCAGAGUUUGUUAAUAAGCUUUGCAGCUGAGUGUGUGACUUGAACUUUGAGGCUUAUUCCCAUACAGAGCUGGUUGCAGCAGUGUGAAUCCUAAAUCUGAAUAAGGGGUGAGAACACUUUGCUCCAUGAGGGAAAGCACUCUGCUUGCUGCCAAAAUCUAGCCUGCCAGUUGUAGUCUAUAGGUCAUACUGGUUCCUGUCAGAUGGGGAGGAAAACAGGAGAGAGGGCAGUUUGGGCUGUGGGAAUUGAAUGUUUCCGAAUCAGGUUUGAGCAAAUGUGAUAGUUACUGUGAUCUGUGUAUGCACCCAGCCAGGUGUGGCAACAAACGUGUCAUAUUCCAGACUACUAUGGAACAUUAUGUUGGCUGUCCUUUCCUCAAAUGGGUGAAGAGGUUUUUCCUGUGCUGCUCUUGUCCAUUAGGGAGAAUGGUUGAGCGCUUGGAUUAUGCAGGGUCAGUGGAGCAUGUUGCUACUUGUGCUUGUCAAGAUUAAAUGUGACAUGGCCUCUUGUCCUCAAGUAAUCUUGACAAUUUUCUGGCUUGCUGAAGUGAUACAAAAAGAAUGGGCUUGGUAAAAAUUGAUAUUCUACUCUGACUUCUCUUUUGGAGCUGGUGAAUUUGGCUGGUCAUACUGCAGCAUCUUUCAAUCUCAGAAUAUGUAGUGAUGGUAUUCUAUCAGAUAUGUAAGAGGUGACAUUGUAGGUCUGUUGCUGCAUAUGGUGCAAUUCAUGUCCUUCCAUAGUGUCUAGUUAAAUAUGUUUUGCAGAUUUUCAUGCUACUUCAUAUUGCAGCUCUCUGUAGCACAUCACUGCAACAGACUCUGUAUUUGAUGUGAUUGUUGUGGGUGCAAUAAGCUUUCCUCAUCACAAUUUCAAGAGUACUUAUGGAAUUGUAUUUGCAAUUAUGGUUGUGUUGAGAAAAGAGAGAUGUAUAUGUAGAUGAGUACCCACUUGACUCUUGAAAGGAAGGAGACAUUGGGCUUCAGGAGUGGAAAACUUCAUAGACAGCAAUCCUCCUGCAGUUUGCUCCAGUCAAUUUCUCAUCUUCUUUGACACCUAUGAGAUCAGGGGGGAAAUCACAGUUAGGAACUCUUGUAAGAUAAAAAGUUCUUUCUUUUCUUGUAGGCCAUCUUAUAAUAGGUGCAUUGCAAUCAUACACGCAAACCAUUUUAUGGAGUACAGCGGUACCUCGGUUUUAGAGCAAUCCACUUUAAGAACUAUUUGAUUUUCAAACUCUGUAAAACCGGAAAUAGUGUCUUGUUUUGAGAACUUUACCUUGGUCUAGGAACCGAAUCCCAUCGAUGGAAGGGCACCGGUGGCAGGACGCCUCGUUAGGGAAAACGUGCCUAGGUUUAAGAACUGUUUUUGUUUAAGAACAGGCUUCCGGAACGGAUUAAGUUCGUAAACCGAGGUGCCACUGUAAAAGUCUUUUCACUCCUGACUUAGAAUACAGCCAUACUGAAUUAUUAUUUUUUAAUUGCCCGGAUUGUGUAACAUAUUGGCAUUUCUGCUUUUGUCACAUUUCUACAGGUCUUUCGUCUACUAGGGGCUUUCAAAGGCCAAAAACAGGUGACCAGAAGUUUUGGUAGUUCUGUGAGUAUAAUAGUAUAACUUUUUCUUUUCUUUUUGAGAAGCUUCUCAAUAAAAGUGCUAAAUACCAAGAUAAAACCAAGCUUGUGGAAUUUCUCUGCCAGUGUAGCCUAAUUCUGUUCCAAUACACUUCAGUGCAGUACCACAUUUCAGUCUAACUUGACUAAAUAGAUCUCUGUGUGGUCACACAUUUGGAGGAAACCCUGUUGAAUAGUGGCAAAAAACCAAAUCCCAACCCAAGCCUUGGUUUUUAUCACGAGUCUAAGUCUACAAAGAAAAUAAUAGUUUGUAUUUAAUGCUUCUCGGUUGGAAAAUUUCAAAGUGGUGGAGGACAGACAGUUGAGAACCUUCUUAUCUUUGGCACCAUUGUUUUGAAUAUUUUCCCCUGCAGGCAGUAGACCUAUUCAUUUUUGCUAUCUAGAGUAGAUUUCUCUGCAGCUUAAAUCCUUAAUUAUUUUAGAAUGAUUCCUCAACAGUGAUGAUAUUCAGAACUGUUUCAUUGGUUUAUUUCAACGAUUUUUAUAGUGCUUAAUUACAGUUGUCACAUAUGCUUCUAUUAGCAUAGUGUGAGCUGCCUUUUGCAAAUCUUCCAUAUUUCUUCAAGCUUGUCCAUGACUUUAUUUUGAGCGUGUUUAUUUUGUUUUUAACCUUGCUGCAAACAUAUGCUUGAUGUAUAUACUUGAUGCAUAUGUAAUAAUAAUAAAAAUCAGCAGGAGUAGGAUCUUGAAAACUGAAUAAAUUGGAGACAUUAUGCAGUUCAUCAAGGAACUGUAGUCUAUCUUAACUCAUUUAUUAUCCAGUUUUUUGAGAUGGCAGCUCAAAGCGACUUACAAUAUUUAAAGCAAAAAGCAAACACAUACAUACAUUUAAAACCAGCAAUUUAAGAAGUCUAAAAGACUUAAAAAAAAAAAAAAUCAAACAUCCCACCUCUGCAAGAAGACCAUAGAUAGUUAAAAGCCAGAGGCCUGAAGAAAGGAACCUAAAGCGAUAUAACGACAGUGCCUGGUGAUCCUCCUUGGUUCCCUCCCAAGUGUUUGUCACAUUCACACUUUAGGUACUGUAUUUUUCGCUCUAUAAGACGCACUUUUUCCCUUCUAAAAAGUAAGGGAAAAUGUGUGUGCGUCUUAUGGAGCAAAUGCAGGCUGCGCGGCUAAGCCCAAAGCCAGAACAGAGAGACGGAGCGCUAGCUUGGGGUUAGCUGCGCAAAGCCUCCACAGGGCAGUGGGGUGCCUUCACCCCGCUGCCCUGCGGAGACUUCACAGGCUGUCCCUGAAGCCAGCACAGCAAGAGGCUAUCCCAGAAGCCAGAUCCCUCUUGCUGUUCUGGCUUCUGGGGUUCAGAAUUUUUUUUCUUCCUGUUUCCUCCCCCCCCAAACUAGGUGCAUCUUAUCGUCCGGUGCGUCCUAUAGAGCGAAAAAUAUGGUACCCAUAUUAAAAUAUCUCACAUGUACAUCUUGAUGGGGAGUAAGGGAACCCUCAUAGUAGCAUUUAGUGUUUCAUAGGCAAAGAGAACUUCAAAAAAUUAUUGGCUGACAGUGGUAAUGCUGUAAUAACCAAGUGUCAGUGGAGAAUGAGGAAAUCUGGAGGAUUGUAACUUGUGUAACUGUAAAAGGAUUAGCGUUAAACGAAUAAAUCUCAGGCAAGCAGAACUGUCACUUUCAUCUGAGUAUCAUAUUCCACUUUAUUUUCAGUCGUGUGCCUUGCUGCGUAGUGAUGCUGUUCUGAAAGCUUAGUAUGCACUGUUGUUGCUUCUCUGCCGGUUGCUGCUUGAGAGGGUUGCCCUUGCUCUUGCUCUUUCUAUUUCUGUUAGAAUAAAAAGAAGAAACUUAAAACCAUGCAAACCUCAAGUGGCAUACAGAUUUCUGUCAAUCUGUGUUUAAUCAUGGUAUGUGGUGCCUUUUUUUUUUUUUUUUAAACAUCUAGGUUCAGACAGUAACUUUGAUCCCAGGAGAUGGCAUUGGACCAGAAAUAUCUGCUGCUGUUGUGGAGAUUUUCGCAGCUGCUAAAGUAAGUUACUCUUUGACUGCACGUCUUAGGUUCAGUUGGACACCAUUGGGAUUUGUUCACUUUUGGUAUAAGUUAAUGAAAGUUCAGUUGAAGGAGAGGUUCAAAAGAGCAAGGGUCUCUUGCUUUGAGAAGCAAUCUGCUUGUUUGGGAACCAUUGUUUUUCUUUUUAGGAUAGAGCAGUAGCUUUCAGAGCAACAAAUGCCUUGGCUGUGGUGUCUCUGCGCAUAACAGCAGGAGACUUUGAUGUGAUAGGCUAUUCUUGUAAUCAAAUGAGAGCUCCAAGCCAAGUCACAUAAGCUGCUUGCAGAAAAGGAUAUUCCCCAGGUGACUGUCAUCUAAGAAAGCUGAGAGAGACUCCACCAACUGGAACACUUAAAUUUAGAUUAGUCUACUGCUAUAUCAGAAGUCUUGGAUUGGUUCCAAGCCCUUGUGAACAUUGCCUAACAAAACCUCUCAGAACCAGAGAUGUUAUUUAGUUCCAGUGUGUUUUGGGAAACAUUUCUUUUGCUCCUCCAUGGACCACCUGACUACAACUCCCAUCAGUCAUUCCUAACCAAUGGCCAUGCUGAUGUGAGUAGGGAUCCAGCAACACAGGGAUAGUCAAAAGUUUCCAAUCCCUACCGUAAGAUGUUGGAGACCUGAUUUGAUUUGCUUAUUUGACUUGCCUUUAGUAAAGACCAUUUAGUUUUAGUAAAGACCUAAGAAGUCCCCACUCCACCCUGUAGCCAAUAGUAGUGGAAGUAGGUGGGGCAUGGGAUCGGGAAUCACUAAAGUGUAUUUGGUGAAAAUACUUUGUAAAUUAGAAUCCAGUCACUUAGACUUAAAGGGGUAGGGAAUGAAGGCAAUGAAGACCGAAUGAAGGCCAACAUUUUGUCCAUUCCUGUUCCCUAAUUCAACUUGCAUUGUUUCAUUUUAUUAUGUUACCAAUUUUCUAAAAAACAAUGAAUUUCUAAAAAUGGGUAAAAAAUCCACCAGAAAAUUUUCAGCUUUGCUGACAUGAACCCACUCAUGUUCAAAUUCUCAAACAUUAAUUGACAUAUAUACAAGAUUCCUGUAGGGUUCGGUACAAUAAAAUUGCUCAUCAAAACCUGCAACUAACACUUAUGAUAAUGUUGUAUAACAUUCACAAAUCCUCAUAGCAUGUUUCAGAAACCUGGCUGCUAUCUGCAUCUUAUCCCCAACCUGAGUAAGCAUAAGGAAGCUACCUAACAUUUGUCUGAAUGCCACUCCCUACUAGCAAUCAACUGAAUAAUAAACUUAGAUUGAAUUGUCUGAUGCCAGGGACAGGACAGAAGAACAUAUGCGAUGGUUUCUAUUUGCCUUUGUCCACAGGGGCAAAUGGCAUUCUGCAAAUGGCAUUUUCUAGAGUCUCCUCUGUAGUAUUGCCAAAGGUAGCACAUUCAGUCUGACUGGGAUGUACACCCUGCGUAAGGGUGGAUUUGAUUUAAAUCACUAGUCAGUAAGACUUGAUUUAAAUCACUAGUCAGUAAGACUUGAUUUAAUUUUUUUUUUUUUUUACAGAAAGACUCAUUCUUGCUGGUAUAAUCUUAAUAUUUACAACCAGAUGAAGGUUUCAUUUUUGGAAUAAUAAAUUUUCAGAGUAGUUUUUACAGUUAUAUAAAAAAUUACUAUAAUGUAACUUAAAUAGACAACUAUAUUUAGAAAGAGGGGCGCUGGUGGCGCUGUGAGUAAAACCUCAGCGCCUAGGACUUGCCGAUCGCAUGGUUGGCGGUUCGAAUCCCCGCGGCGGGGUGAGCUCCCGUCGUUCGGUCCCAGCUCCUGCCCACCUAGCAGUUCGAAAGCACCCUUAAGUGCAAGUAGAUAAAUAGGUACCGCUUUAUAGCGGGAAGGUAAACGGCGUUUCCGUGUGCUGCUCUGGUGCCAGUUCACCGGAGCAGCUUCGUCACGCUGGCCACGUGACCCAGAAGUGUCUGCAGACAGCGCUGGCUCCCAGCCUCUAGAGUGAGAUGAGCCCACAACCCUAGAGUCUGUCAAGACUGGCCCGUACGGGCAGGGGUACCUUUACCUUUACCUUAUAUUUAGAAAGAUGUUCCCUCCAAAAACAUUUUAUUUUAAAAAUCCAAUUUAAAUUUUUGAAAUCCGAUUUAAUUUAAAAAACAAAACAAAAAAGCACCAUUGAUUUUUAUCCACCCUGCCCUGCGUUGAUUUGGGUUGGUCAAGUGGAAAAGGUAAGUCACCAUUGGCUGUCUGCCUCACGUCAUCCCCAGACUUACACAGACACUAUUCCUGAUUUGGCUACUAAGUUCUUGAAAUGUGUUGUCUAACAAUCUGUGUUUAAUUGUCUGAAAUGCAGAAUUUUCCAGUAAGGAGUACAGGGUGUCUAGUAGGAUUCCGGUCUGCUUAAUUUUCUUCUCAAUUCCUCUCAACCAUCAUGACAGUUGCUUAUUCAGCUAACAUGUCUGUAACCAGACUGUUAGGUUCAUUUCUAAAGUGCAGCUGCAACCAGAACUUGAAUGUUAGCAGCCAGGCUUUUGUUACUAAAAGGCAUUGGUUUGUUUCUAGGCAUAGGGCAGUGUAGGGGACACGAUUUGGUACACCAAUUUUUUUUCAAAGGAAAACUGAAGUCUUUCAGUAGCCUGAUUGAAGGCAUUUAUCCCAUAUGGUAGUUGUGUGCUUAAUCUAGCAUUGAACACCCUCAGGACUGCUGGAACAUACUGGUUCCCUUUGGAAUAAUAGAAACGAGUGAUCACUGACACACUGCUUUUAGCAGCAUUAAUGGCGGAUUCUCUGAGCUACCCAGCCAGCCUUAAAAUGAAAAUAAACACCUAGAUAUUUAAACCACUUAACUUGCUUGAUGGUGUUUCCUCUUAUCACCCACUUAUACUCCCAUGAGCCCACAAUAUCCAGAAACAGCAGUUCAUAAUAAUACUUUCAUCCUUCCUGCUAGCUUGUAUUCCUGUGUAAAUAUUUCCCAUUAUCCAACCUGAAAACACUGGCUGUGUUUUCUCUUUUGCAGGGUGUGUCUCUUUUUCAGGGUGUGUUUUGACAAAGUCCCUUUGGCAAUUGAUCAUUUCCCCCCAAAACAGAUCAGAAGAUAAUGUGAAACAAUUGUUUUUAGGCACCUGUUCAGUUUGAAGAGAGAAACGUGACAGCAAUACAAGGGCCAGGAGGCAAAUGGACAAUACCUCAAGAUGCCAAAGAAUCCAUGGACAAGAACAAAAUAGGACUGAAAGGUAUGUUGGAGGUUCCUGUUGACGGGGAGGGGGGGGGGAGAGAAAGAAAGAAAUAAAGGCGCAUCUUUACUGAACAAACCUGUGUUUAAUUUUGUACAGAGUUUUGCUCUAUACAAAUAAAUUUCUUAGUAACGUUCUGAACUUCCUUAUUCUAUAAGCCCACAAAGCCGUUAAUAGUUUGUGUCUAAGGACAGAAGCAUCAUUAUUGGAGAAAUGGUGUUGUUGCAGCAUGUCAUGUUCUCCAGCUCUGUAAAGUGCACAGAGCACCCUAGUUGUGUGUUUACUCAGAAGUAAGUCUGACUAUUCAGUGGGGCUUACCCCCAGGUUGUGCAAGUAGGAUUGCAGCCUCUCAAGGACAACUUGUAUAUAUUCCUCAAACAUUGCAUUUGAACUCCAUGUAAGUCUUCUUGUAAGACACCAGAAUAAUACGAUCCCUUCACUAUGAAAAGAACAACCUCAAAAGUGUUUCCUUCUACUGGUGCUUAAUGACUCAGCUCUCUUACAUAUGGGGCAGCCAGUGCUGUGUAGUAGAAAGUGGACUUCAGCUGGAGAAACCUGUGGCUAAAUUCCUAUUCAGCCAUGAAGCUCACCAGGUGACCUCUAGCCAGAGCCCAUCAUUAUCACUCAACCUAACCUCUUUCAAAGAGUUGUUGAUAAAUGGGAAAACCCCAUGAACUCUGAUCUCCUGGAGCAAACAAGAUCCACAAAUCUAACAUACAAUUUGUUCUGUUCAUGUCAAGCUCCCCUUCUUUCCCCCAGUAUGUAUAGGAAGUGUCAUGAGAAACAUUCCCUAAGCCUAAUUUUUGAUGGGUGUGAAGGUCCAGAGUAGAGAUGUGAAGUUUCUGGAAAUUUUGAAGCCAUAAGGAAAAAACGUUUCAAAAGUAAAGAAUGUUAGAGUGAUGUUGGACUGAAAAUAAGCGGUUUCCAGCUGUACAGGUUAAGGUUAAUGAUAGAUCAAGACUAAAGAUUAGGAUUAAAGAUGUUUAAUGAAAUGGAAAUUUGACAAUUAAGAUGUAAAAUUUUAAUGUUAUAUUACAUUAAGACUAAAGAUUAGGUUUAAAGAAGUUGAAGUUAUAUAUUUCAAUAUUAUAUUAAAUUAAAGACUGGGAUUAAAAAGUGGAAAAGAAAUUGCUGGACAAACAAUUUGGAUUGGAAUACAAAAGAGGGAGGUAUGAGGAAGUCCAGAAAAUAAGCAAAUUUAAAGACGGAAAUGGAAAAGAGAUAUUGUUUUUUUAAUUGUUAUGUUCUUUUUUUGUUGAUUUUUGUCUUUUGUGUUUUUUUUAUUUUCUCUUUGAGACUUGUAUGGUGUAUUUGUGUAUUUUUCUUUGAUGUUUUUCUUUUCUUUUUUUGGUUGUUUAAUUUUUGAUUGAAACUUUAAUAAAAUUAUUAUUAAAAAAAAAAAAAGGAAAAAACGUUUCCCCCCUGUUUUUUCCCAGAAAUAAUUGACAUUUUGGAAAAAUUGAAAAGAAGUUCAGUGUUACAAAUUGCAUGAAACAGAUUGUAGAUAAAAGUAUUUGCUUGCAAUAAAACAGGUAGCCACCCCCUUUCCCUCAAAAGCAACAAAAAAGGCAAGAAACCAUAAACAUAAAAAACAAUCAGAUUUGCCUCUUAGCACCAACAGCAAAUAAAGUUAAGGUCCACCUCAAUAUUUAAACUCCCUAGGAGGUCUACCCUUUGAGUACUGCUUUAAAAAGAAGGGGGGGAGACGCAACAUAUACAGUCACUUUAUUCUAUCUCAUUUUCUGAACUACUGCCAUCAUUCCUUCUUUGUCAUUUUUCUCAUGGACUUCAAAAGGGGAGGGGCUGUCCCCCCAAAAAAAACAUUUUCUGAUUUUUCCCCCAGGCCUUUCCAUCUGGGGCAAAGCAUAAGGAAGAUUUUUUGCAUGCCAGGCCCAGAAGUAACCAACAUUCAGUUACUGAAUAGUAUGUUGCACUAAGGCUCAAACUCUGUUUGAAAGGAAAAGGAGUGUGUGUGUUUUUGAAUUGAAUUUGUUAUUAUAUAUUAUAAACCGCAUGAUGGUAAGAGAGCUUUCUAAACAGUUUACAAAAAUGUACAACAGAAGAUUAAAAUGAUUGAUAAAACACAGUUAGAAGCAGGUAUUUAAGAGUAUUCAGAUGAUCAGCAAUGGUUAAAAGGAAGUAAAUCGCAUGCAGCUUCCACGUGUUCAGAUGGGCUGCCCUAAUGAAAAUGUUUUGAGCAGUUGCCGGAAAGAGUACAGUGAGAGAACCUGCCUGGUGUCAGUCGGCAGGGAGCUCCAAAGUGGGGGUGCUGGAAGGCCUGGGGGAAAAAUGGGGCAGUUUUUUCAGGUUUUUUCCAAAGCCAUUUUUUUCAGGAAAAAUGGGGGGGGGGGAGAGAAUAGUGUAUGGAAUAUUCAAACUAUAUCAAACUAUUUUUUUCAAAUUUUCCGGAAAAAAAUGGCUUUGGGAAAAACCGGGGGGAAACCUGGUUUCCCCCCAAAUUUUUCUGGUUUUUUUCCAGACCUUCCUAUCUCUAGUCCAGAGUGAUGAUGGAGGAGCCCUUCACUGGGGAAGGGAACCUGUAGCCCUUCACAUAACGGCUGAGGAACCACUUCCAUCAGGUCCAGCAAGUAUGGCCCAAAGGCCAGGGAUGAUAGGGCUUGUAGUCUAGCAACACCUAACCCCAGCCUCUGCCCGCCCCAGCCCCAUUCCAUCUUGUUUGAAUAUUCUUUUUUUUUUAAACCCAGAAAAAGAGGGGAGUCCUAAAUAAAUAUUCUACCUACUUCUGCUUGCUUACAUUUUCAUGCAUACUUCUCCCCAAAAUUGCCUCCAAAUAUUUUCUCAAUUCUGAUGCUGAAUUUUCUUUGUUAUGCUAACUGUAAAGGUAACAUAGCUCAGUGGUGGAGUGCAUCCUGUGCGUGCUGAAGGUGCAAAGUAAUUCUUUGCAGCUCUAUUUAAAAGAAACACAGCAGGUGACAGAGAAGAGCUCAUCCUGAAAUCCUGCAGAUCUGCUAUUUGCUAUUGUAUACAAUGCUAGACAAUAGACAAAGUGUGGCCUUCUUUGAAGCAGGUUCCUGUGCAGUUUCCCGAAGGAGAGGAAGAUCUGGGACUGCAGGACCUUUCCGUUGCCUCUCCUGAAGAACCAACAAUUUCUGACUCCUCUCCAAAAUUUUCUGUUCCUGCUGCAAAGUCUCCAUUACUAAGAAUUAGGGCCUGCUUUCCCCCCCUUCUCCCUCCCAGUCCCUUUUCCUUUUGAGUUGUAUCUCUUGGAUUGUGGGCCCGAGGACAGGGACUGUAUUGUCAGUGAUAUUUUUAAGCUGGUCUGGGAGCCUUUUUUUUUUUUUGCCAAACAGAAUAAAAAUGGCAAUAAUUUAUAAUCUAGUGACCUCCAAAUGUUUUGGACUAACACUUCUGUCAUCUCUGGCUGUGCUGACGGGGGCUGAUGGGAAUUGUAGUCUGAAGCGCCUGGAGGGUGCCGUGUCAGGGAAGGCUGUCCUGCCUGAUCCCCACACAGCCGCUUCUCUUACAUGUUUUCCUUCAGCAGAUUCCAAAAGUUUGAAAUCAUUCUUGCCUUUUGAAAUACUGCAGCUGAGGAUGAGGAACUUUCCUGCAGAAUAUAUCCCCAUUGUCAGGGAACUGGGGGCUGAGAAGGGGGAAAUGCUGGGGAAAUACAGAGAUAAGCCUCCGAUCGUAAGCAGCUGCACCUCAUCAUAGGGGGAGGAUGACGAAGGGUUGUCAGGAAGCAAUGAAUCAGGGAGGGGGGAGCAAUUUCCGGGGUUUAGCUCUUCACGUAAAAGAGAAAGGAAGAGGGGAGGGCUCCAGAAAUGGUUAUGCUGGAGAAAACGAAAGGAGGGGUCAGUCUCGGCAACUGAUACCGAAAGAGCCAGACGUGCUCUGAGAGCUCUGUGGUGUAAAUAGUAAAAUGGACCUAAUAAAUCCUGUAAAGCUGGCUGGAGUCCCGGGCUCUUAUCUCUUCUAGCACCCACCAAUCAUCCGUGACACCCAUUGUGUAAAAUACUGCUUAGUGCUGAGCAGUAUGCCAUGGCAAGUUGUAGCAAGAGCCUGGCAACAAGGACAGGCGUUCAUUAUAAGGGAGAAUGUCCCCUCCUCCCAUCUCAAACCAGAGGGUUUAACUCUGGAGUGGCGGCGAGGAAUGCUGUUGCUAAGGAGCAGGCCGUGGUUUGACAAUUGUACCUCGUCCAUUCCUUUUGUCUGUUUCAGGCCCUUUGAAAACACCCAUAGCUGCUGGCCACCCGUCAAUGAACCUGCUGCUUCGUAAAACAUUUGACCUUUAUGCAAACGUCCGCCCUUGUGUAUCGAUUGAAGGCUACAAAACCCCUUACACAGAUGUCGACAUAGUCACAAUACGAGAGAACACAGAAGGGGAAUACAGCGGAAUCGAGCACGUGGUAUGAGUGCAGAAUGCAGCCAGAAGCUAAAAAGCACUUGAACAAAUUAGCUUCCUUAACUGCUGUAGAAUUUUCUAAUGCAGUAUUCUGCGGGCUGGAUGAUUCACCAGACCAGCCCUGCCGGACCUAUACAGAAUUACUUUCUUAGGAGUCUGCUUUUGACUACCCAUGUAACCGUUUUGUGUCUUUCAGAUUGUUGAUGGUGUUGUACAGAGUAUCAAGCUCAUCACAGAAGAUGCCAGCAAACGCAUUGCUGAUUUUGCCUUUGAGUAUGCCAGAAAUAAUCAAAGAAGCAAAGUUACAGCUGUGCACAAAGCAAACAUUAUGUACGUGACCAUGAUGGUAACCCAGUUCUAAUGUGCAAAAGUCAUGCUGCUUUCUUUAAGGGACGAGCGUGUGUCGGUUUGCUGCCUCCUGUUGCUGCCGGAAGAGGAUGCCAUACAUUUGAUGGAGCCUUCUUUUGGCAGUCAGGCCUUUGUCAAAGUUUAAACUCAAUUCCCUUGCUCUACUUUAAAAAAAACAGUUUAUAUGUUAACUCACUAAAAAAUAGUUCUUCACGUGUUUAUGAAAUUAUUAGCCACUCUCUCCGUCAAAACCAUGGAGGAGAGUGGGAAGAUAACCUGCUGCUCCCGGCCUCCCCACAUCCAGAAGCUGAGUACGGAGUUGUGUGCAUGUGUGGGAAUGGUGUUGGGCAGAGUCUGGUGGCUUUAAAAGAGGAUUAGACAAAUUCGUGGAGGCAAAGGCUGGGACUGGCUAUUAGGCACAAUGGCUAUGCUCUCCCUCCAUUAUCUGAUACAUUAAUGCGGUUGAAUAGUGGUUGCCGGAAACCCCAGGAGGGGAAGGGGCUCGUGUGCCCCUGAUCCCACUUGCUGGUUUCCCAUGGGGGCAUCUGGCUGGCCCCUGUGAAAACAGGAGGCUGGACUAGAUGAGCCCCCUUUGCCCUGAGCUCUCAGGCACUUCUUACGUUCUUAAUUUCUGAUCGCAUUGAAGAGCCUUUUUUGGCUGAAGAGAGGGAUAAAAAUGCUCUAAAUAAAUAACAGCCAGGUUCUCAUCUUCCACUGGGGCCAUCAGAAGGGCUCCUGUUUCUCUCUCUCCCCAGUUUAGUCUGCUCUAUAUUAGAAUGUAAGAAUAGCACUCUUGUUUAGAAACCUUCACUCCUAAAUUCCAUUCGGUUAGAAAACCUUUUUCCCCAUAGCCCAGUAUGUUUUAUUAGAUGAAAAUAAUUCACCUCUUUUUCCUGUUUUUGGCAGAUGGUGCAUACUAGAGGUAAUUAUGAAAGUAAGCCUUAACUAAAAAAAGGUUUUGCAUAGAAAAAAGCUAAUUUUGUAUUAAUAAGGAUGUUUCAGUAAUCCAGGAUAGCACAAUUAAAUUUUGCAACAUUUGUCUAAAACUGUAACUGAGAAUAACCUAAACCUGAUGCUGCUGCAUGAAUACUGUGAUCGAAUUUGUAUUCAAAUCUGCACCUAGGGUGGAAAAAGAAAUUUUUGCCAAACGUUUGGUACAAUACAGUGUUGCUGUAUUAUUUAUAGCUGAGUGUGCCCACUUCCCUUGUCUCCAUAACUUGGAAUCACAAUGCUCCUGAACAAGGAAGGCAGAGCAACUUUUCAGUUUUACCACAGACUUCUUUUUUUAAUAGUCUAUGGUUAAAUACCUUGCUUUGAAAAUUUUAUGGUGGGUGAGGAUAUUGACAGUUUGUAUUUAUGUAUCUUAAACACAGUUUUGAAGGCCACUUGAGACCAUGGCCAAAGCAGCAAUGGCUCACCUGUGUCUCUCUUGGUGAUCUUGGACUACCGUUUUCUUCGCCAUUGGCCUUGCUGGCUAGGACUGAUGGGAGUUGAAGUCCAGCAUUAUCUGGAGGGCCACAGGUUAGCCAUUCUUGCUCUGAAGAGUUUACGUCAUGUUACGGUCACGGAACAAUCUGACUCAAAUAGUACCAUAGCAUUGUCCCUGGGUGGCAUGAAAAAGACCUUCCCUUGUAUAUCUGGAGGGCCCUUGCCAGCCACCCUAGCGGAUCAGCUACAGCAGUAAGUGAAAAAUCUCUCUUGGCUGGUCAGAUAUGUUUUGACCUUUCGUUCUCUUCAGUGGACUUGUCUACCAUAAUAUAUACUGAGCGCAGCCAAAAAGAAGAGAAACGUUUUGACCUCGCUGGCUUCCAGAGGGGUGUGUGCGCGCAUCAUUAUGUGUAUAGAUCUCUGUAACCAUUCAAGAGAACAGUAUCAAAUAUAACAAUAGCUUGUAAGGUCUCUGUGUAAUUUAGUGAUUGAGAGAGUUCCGAUCGCCGUUCAUCCAUGAAGCUACUGGGAGACCUUGUGCCAGUCUCAGCCUCACCUGCUGCUCCACAGGUUUAUUGGGAGAACAAAACACACGUUUGCUCCCUUAAGCAUCUAGGAGGAAAGGCAGGUUAUAAAUCUUCCUUGAGAAAUACAAUUUCUGCUUUUAGGGCAGAAAGCAUAAAAAUAACUUGUUAUAUCUCCAUCUUUCUCAUUCUCUUAAAAUUUGUGAAUUGCUUAAGAUUAGAAAGGAAUAUUACCUUUGAAACAUGGAUAUUUGCUUCUGAACUCAAACUAAACGCCUGGCAUGUUACACUAUCGUUGCCGUCGACAGGUGCUUUCCCUCUCUACUACUGUCCCCUCCCCCAUGUCUGAAUGCAACAUUAAUCUGGUACGCACAUCUAGGACCCUAAAAUGCGGCUUUUUUUCCCUUGAUGCACAGGCGAAUGUCUGACGGGUUGUUCCUGAAAAAAUGCAGGGAAGCAGCAGAAAACUGUAAAGACAUUAAGUUUAAUGAAAUGUAUCUCGACACUGUGUGUCUGAAUGUGAGUAUAUAGCAAACUCAUGAUUAAGGUGCUUCAUAGUUGCUAUUUUCCUCCUAAAAACAGCAGCUUAUUUCUUGUCCCUUAGAUGGUGCAGGAUCCAUCUCAGUUUGAUGUCCUUGUAAUGCCAAACUUGUAUGGUGACAUCCUUAGGUAAGGAGACUUGAGCUAGUGUGAAGGAUUUUAUGUACGUAUUUAUUUAUAAGAUGAUUAUAAACUGCUUUUCAACACAAGCUCUCAAAGUGGUGUGCAAAUAAUGAACAAAUCUCUGAAAAGCAGCCAUAAAACUAGGCCUUAUUUCUUGCAGAAGCCAAUUUUGGCCUGCUGCAUAAAAUGGAACUUGAAGCAUGUUAACUCAGAAAGUGCCCACUGCAAGUGCCCAAGGGGCAUUUGUGCCUUGCUUCACCUGGUUUGCCAGCUACAGCUCUUCCUGGAUCAGAAUAGCCUGGCUUCUCAGACACACACUAGUUAUAUCCUGGGUAGAUUUCUGAAAUGUGUUGUGCUCAGGGCUAAUCUUCAAGAUGUUCUGGAAGCUGCAGCUGGUGCAGAAUGCUGCUGGCCAGCAGGGAAGGACCACAUCCCUCCAGUUCUUAAAGCACUGCACUGGCUGCUGGUCAUCUGUGAGCCCAAUUCAGGGUCUUGCUGUUUUACAUGUAAAGCCCUAAACCACUUGGGACCCAGUAACUUGGGUGUCUUUUCCCCAGUGCCAACUGAUGCCUGCGUUACAAUCUGCAGGAGAUGCCUUACUCAUCCCAUCUCUUGGAGUUGUCAGGACAAUGUCAUGAGGUGGCAUUCUCUGUGGUGAUGCCCUGCUUAUAAAACUUUUCCAGCUGACAUCCAGUUUACUCCCACAAUAAAAACGUAUUAAAUGAAGACUAAAGACAUCUCAUUUGUCCAGGUUUUUGGACCACGAUUGGAAUUGAUUUUUCAGAGGUGAUUAUAGUUAUUUGUCACCACUGAUUUUGUGUUGUUGUUUUUUAAUUGUAUGUUCUAUUCAUUUAGUCUGUGUUGUUGGCCACCCUGUACUUCUGAUUGGAGGAACGGUUUUGGGAUACCUAAAAAGUCCAUCAGAGUGCAUCACUUGCUCACAGCUUCUCUGGGUCUUCCUGUGCUGCAGCUUUCUAAGUUUGUCUGGCCUCCUCCAUUCCUCAAGCCAUGCUUUGCACUGGCCUGCUCCUAUUUGCACCCAGUAAACAGGCUGUGCGUGACUGCACUCUGCCACCAAACACUCCUUUUGUGUUUUAGGUCCUUGUGAAGAUCAUCAUCUGUUUUCCACUAGCUCUGCUUUUUAGCUCCCUUUUUCCCCGAACUUCCCACUGCAAGUAUAUAAUAAUUUAAAGAGCCUAAAUAUACCAACUCAAAUAUUUAUUGUGUGUUUGCAUUUUCCUUCCAGUGAUUUGUGUGCAGGAUUGAUUGGAGGUCUUGGAGUAACACCAAGUGGAAACAUUGGUGCCAAUGGAGUCGCAAUCUUUGAAUCAGUAAGAUUCCUAUUCUGAAAUAAAAUUCUGGAACUUGAACUCUGAUUUUUGACAUAAUUGCUUUCUGGAAAAGCAAAUGCCUCUCUCUGCGGGGUUUUAAUAAGUUCAUAACAGGUCUGUUCAAGUGCAUGUAACAAAGAAGCUUGACUUCAGGACUGGAUUUCUGCAGUGCGCUCUGAGGGGGGCUUCCCUUGCACUCAAUCCAGAAGCUGCAGUUAGUGCAGAACUUCAGCAUGGUUGCUCGCUGAAGGGAGAACCUGUCAGCAGGUGACACCUCUGCUCAGAGAUCUGCACUAGCUGCCCAUUUGCUGCCAAGCCAGGUUCAAAGGGUUACUAAUGCUAUACAGUUGUACCUUGUUUUGUGUCCGGGAUCCGUUCUGGAGCCCUGGCCGCUAGCCAGAAAGGACAUAGGGUAAAGCGCCGCCUCUGUGCACGCACACAAAGCGCGAUUUAGUGCUUCUGUGCAUGUGCGAUUGGCAAACCCGGAAGUAACCUGUUCCAGUACUUUCAGGUUUGCCACGGAAGUUCGACGGAAUGGAUGCUAGACAAGGCGGAUGUUCACGGAGGUAUAACAGUAUAACAGGGUAGGAUAUGUUUGUUUGCAGGAUUGCCUUAUCCCAUAUAUGCCCACUCAACUGCUUCAGUCUAUUGCAGGUGCUGCAUCAUGCUUGUUCCUCACUUGUAAGAAAUAGAUCUGCAAGUCUGGCAACCCGUACGCUUUGGAACUCCCCGCCUGUUGACAUCAAGCAGGCGCCUUCACUGUACUCUUUUUAAUGCCAGAUGAAAACAUUUUUGUUUAGACAAGCCUACCCAGAUAUGUAGAAGUUGCAACUAUUUUGUUUCUUUCUAGCAAUUGUUUGUUGGAAUAUUUCUAAAUGCUUUUUUUAAACCAAUUUAAUGUUUUAGUCUAUAUUUGUGUAAAACACUAAGAGGUUUUUUAUUUUAUUUUUUUACAAUCAAAUGGUAUACAAUUUUUGUCAAAUAAGAAUUACUGAACGUAGCAAUAUUUUGAAAAGAGGAUCUUCCAAGGCAGCAUUUAAGCUGCCUUGGAAGAAUUAGGUAGAAUUAGGAGUUCAAAUUCACUUCUCAUACGGAAAUAUUAUUCAAUAUACAGCUGAGUUUGUUGUUCUUCCAAACAAGGGUGUAGUGUAGUGUUUUGUUUUGUUGUUUUGUUUUGUUUUGUUUUGUUUUGUUUUGUUUUGAUGUUGACUAGCAUUCACUGUUGGGAAAUUGCUUAGAAUCUUGGUCACACGCUGGUGUAGCACAGAGGCCAGCUGCAUCUGCCACUACCAGCAUCACCACUUACCUUGGCAGCAGUAGACAUGUGAUAAUAGACAGGCUUUGUAAAAAGCACCAACUUUCCACUGCUGGUGCAAGAUAAUCCACUGAAUCAAUACUUUAGUUUUAGCCAAAGAAUCAGGUCAGCAUUCUUUAUUUUCAUAGGUUCAUGGAACAGCUCCAGAUAUUGCUGGAAAGGACUUGGCAAACCCAACAGCACUACUAUUGAGUGCAGUGAUGAUGCUGCGACACAUGGGAAUGCAAGAAUACGCCACGAAAAUAGAAGAUGCCUGUUUUGAUACCAUCAAAGAUGGAAAGGUAUGCCUUGUCAGGGUUCACCUAUCACUGGCGAUCUCGCAAUCCAGUUUCUACAGAAUGUGAUUCAGAUAGGACUAGAGCACACGCUAUGCCAGGUUGGAAGAAUUUUCUGUUGUCCAGUUCCACUGACACUGAACAAGUCUCCCACUCUCUUCUACCAGGUCUAUAAAUGCUCUCUUUUGCAGCGCAUACACAAAAACUCUACUAGGUCUAUAGCGCCACCAGCUCCAAUUUGUGUCUCAGUAUUUGCUUUAGUUUCUAGCUUAUAAACAGUGCUGCUAGCAUUAUCUGUUAACUGGAGGUUGGCAUUUAGUUGGGAGACAAUAUUUAGCUGUUUGUAUCCAGCAACAAGCAUGUGUGCUCUGCAAAGAGGAGAAAGGAGUGCUUAUCUCUACCUGCAGGGUAGAUAGAUUCUCUUCUGCGUGAACUAGAUUGGUUUCUUAUUAUUGAAUUGAGCAGCGGUGAAAACGGAGAGCUUUCUUAUCAUCCCAGCGCUAUGUGUUAAGUGAGCAUAUAGGUGCUGAAUAAGAUUUUGAUUAGACGUUCAGAGUGCCUUUGGCACUCAAAAUUCAUACAGGUGGCACACGGGGGGAUACUAUAGCACCUGCUAUACAAGCAGAAGAUCCCAGGUUCAAUCCAUUGCCUUUCUUGGCUCAACCCAGACUUGUCACAAUAAUUAUGGAGAGGACACAGUCAGAUGGAGCAGCUGGCACUUGGCCCUGCUGAGCACAAAACACUUGAUGUCCAUCCAGUUGAGUUGGGCACCACUUUGCAAAAUGUCCAGCCUUUGAGAUGAUGGUUUGGAAAACCUUCCCUUAAUCAAGGACUAGCACAAGUCUUCUAACUUUGGGCACAGAAGGACAACACCACACUAUGUGUCCUGAUCCUGGAAAAGACUAUGUGGCUGUAGUUAGCUAAUUACAUUUCAUUAAACUGAAGCGUUUAAAGUGUCCAUUCUUCUUCACCAUCUUUUUCCAUCUUUCUUUUCAGGUCUUGACCAAAGAUUUGGGAGGUAACUCAAAGUGUUCAGAGUUCACAGCAGAGAUCUGUCGCAGAGUAAGGGCGAUGGAAUAA
This is a messenger RNA of Podarcis lilfordi (Lilford's wall lizard), 19571 nucleotides long. The record is from the annotation of a GenBank genome assembly. Lineage: Eukaryota; Metazoa; Chordata; Lepidosauria; Squamata; Lacertidae.